Vespula vulgaris is the source of this 1661-nucleotide messenger RNA. RefSeq lists its product as uncharacterized. Lineage: Eukaryota; Metazoa; Arthropoda; Insecta; Hymenoptera; Vespidae. The transcript is spliced from 8 exons. Bases 458 to 1279 code for a protein of 273 amino acids. The record is from RefSeq and is a predicted model, not a curated record.
UCGAUAAAUUUCUUAAGAAAAUGUUCUUUAUUUUCUCUGGAAAAUUCCCUACGCACAUUACAUUAGUCUCGAUUUAACUGAUGACAGAAAUAAACAAGAGAAAAGAGGCAGAGUUUCGAUUUAAUAAACGAAAGAACGUGUCGAUCGGAAUGCUAUAUCACCCGCACCUAUAGUGCUUAGAGGAAGGAAAGACAUCUUUAGCGUGGCAAGGUUAAAGAAACAUAUGCUUCGGCCCAGUGAAGGCGGAUUUAAAUUUAGCUUGUGCUUAUGCAAUAGAGAGAGAGAGAGUUUAAAUAAGAAAAUUAUGGAGGUUACGUAGGGUAUCAAAAAAUUCGACCACCUCACAAGCAUUCCCAAGUUUUUCUCUUUUUUCUUUUCAUUCAUUUUGAUAUCAACGAUAACGACAGCGAAUUAUGAAACCGAACGAGCGUGAUUAGCGACCGAAUAAAGCAGCAAAAUGGAUGCGCGAUUCAGGAGCAAUCUCGAUAUGAUCGGGCGCAACGAGCCAAUCACGAGAAAAGCGAAAUUCUGGCAAAGUUACGUUCGGGCUCUGAAAGGUACCGACGAUAUCAGAGCUCCGGAACAUACGCACAGACCACGCAGUAUUUUCCGCACUGACUAUCCUGAAUUGCAUACCACCUCACCCACUUGGCCAUUUGGAAAGUCGAUUUUUGAAAAUCCUAUUCAUGCGGCUGAUCGUAUCAACACCCCUGGAUACAGGUAUAUGCCCGUUCACCGUGAGAUCUACGGUUACUCGCCAAGGCAAAUCUACCCUCAUCAGUACAAACCCGUAGAACGCUUCACCCCUGCGAAACCAUUUGACGCCGACAAGGCUUGGACCGAUCAUCUGAAUCGUUUGGCUGACAUCGACAGACUUUAUCCGAGCAGGUCGCCGUUGCUUGCUCGACACAUAAGUCCACCUCUCAGCACGAAGAGACUCUUCGAUAUUCAUGGUAACUUGCUAACCGACGAUAUCUUCCCGAGCUACUCAUCAUUGCUUCGCAGGAAACCUCUUUUCGAUUUGCUCGAACCAUCUCCAACAGCUCCGAUCAGUGCCUUCACGAGAGAUCCUUGGUGGUAUCCUAGCUUUGCUCCUUAUAUUCCAAGCUAUGCUCAGUACAGUACUCCGUUUUACCUGAGGGACAGCUACCUUAGUCCAAUUAAACGUAGCUUCUUAUGGAGCCGACAUCCUAUCAGACCACUCGGAGCAUUAUACUACUAUUAUUCGCAGCCAGUUCCAGUAUAUCACUUUACCAGCCCGUGGUACAAUAAACAUUAAGAACAAAUAAGAAAAAAGAAAAGAAAAACAAAACAAAACAAAUCUCACGUCUACUGAUAAACUCUCUACGUACAACAUAUAUGUCGCCCCCGCAUGGAACGCGUGAAUCGAAUCUCUCGACGAUCGAAGAAGGAAGUGACGUACGCAAAGUGGAAGUGAAAAGAGUAUGAAAAUUGAAGGAAAAAAACACAAAAAAAACAAAACGAAACGAAAAUAACAACGAUAUCAACAAGGAAAAAGGAAGUACGCUUACGUCUCUGGUAUCCUAGAAAAAAAAAACAAAAAAACAAAAAUAAUAAAAUAACACAAGAUUCUGUAUACCUAGCCAGUGAAAAGAAAACAAAACAAACAAAAAUAAGAUUAAAACUUGAGAUCAUGGGAA